CGCGACGGCGGAGCGCGGUGGAGGGGGCGGCGCGGAGCCGCUGUGCGCCCGCAGCCCGCAGCGCAUGCCCGGCCGCGCGGGGUAGCGGCGGGCGGGAGCGCCGUCCAUGCGGGGCGAGAGGCGCAGCGGGGCCGCGGCAGCAUGAGCCAGAGCGAGGUGUCGCCGUGCGCGGCGCCGCUCAGCCAGCGCGUCUUCCAGGAGGCCGUGCGGCGCGGCAACACCAAGGAGCUGCAGUCGCUGCUGCAGAACAUGACGAACUGCGAAUUCAACGUGAACUCCUUCGGGCCCGAGGGGCAAACGGCGCUGCACCAGUCCGUCAUCGACGGCAACCUGGAGCUCGUCAAGCUGCUCGUCAAGUUCGGCGCCGACAUCCGCCUGGCCAACCGCGACGGAUGGAGCGCGCUGCACAUCGCUGCCUUCGGGGGCCACCAGGACAUCGUGCUCUACCUGAUCACCAAGGCCAAAUACUCCGCCGGCGCGCGGUGAUGCGGGGCCGCCCCCCGACGCGUCAAAGCUGCUCGGACUGCGCGCUCCGUGGUUCUGCCCCGCCGAGACACACCGCCGCUUACCUGCUCCCGAGUUCGUUGUUUUGGUUCGGUUUGGUUUUCCUUCCAAGGGUUGUUUUCCUACUGUAAUUUUUUUUUCCAUCUACCUCGGCUGCACUCACAGUAUUCACGGUUUCAGUUUGACAUCUGCUCAGAUGCUUUAAAACUCUCCCACCUCCCGGUGGUAUUUAAUCCUCCCCCCGAUCCUUCACCCGUCCCUCGGUUUUAAAGCACUCUGCCGCAGAACGAGUUCAUUUCAACACUCCCACCCUUUCCCCCUCCCCGUACCCUGCGGGCUGUGCCCGGCGCUGGGGCUGCGCAGGUGCCCCUACCCGGCGGCUCCCAGGCUGUUCUCCUUCUCGUUUUUUUUUUUUGUUUUUUUGUGUUUUUUUUUGUUUUUUUUUUUCCUGAGACAACUGCAUUGGAAUAUGACAGACAUGCCCUGCCUGGUUCCUUUUUUUCCUUUAUUUUUACCCUUUUUACGUUGAGUUUUCUUCUGUUUCGUUGUUUUGUUUUGUUUUUCUUUGGGGGUGUCUGAAGAAAGUCUGCAUCCUCAGCCGGUCCUUGAAUCCAUUUAGCACACGUGAGACCACAGGAAAAGACAUUGAAUCCUUCCUCCCGGCGUCGUGUGUGUGAGGGGAGGGGGGGGGAAAUCAGCGAAUCCUGAACUUACUUUUAAUUAAAAAAUAAUUAAAAAGAAAAAAAAAUAGGCGAAAUAAACUUUAAGAGGCAGAGGAUUUGCUUUUGCACAGAAGAGGGGCGCGAGCGCUCUCUGCUGCCUCGAGAGGUGCCUGAAAACUACUGAGAAAUAGUUUGGGAACUUUUGUUGUUCUUUCGGUGAAACUUGGAUAACACUUCUCAAUGCAGAAUGAUCCCAUUGACGUGUGUAGAGCCCGCCUGCCUUUUAUAUGGUAUAUAUAUGCCUGAAUCGAGAUAUAUAUAUUUAUAAAAGAAAGGGAGGGGGAAGAGCGAGCUGCCCUGAGUCGCAUUUUGAAGUGACUGCACGUAUAAUCGCAAUGCUGCUUUUUAUUGCAAUGGCACAGGAGCAUCCAUUUGGAAAAUGCGGAAAAAUUCAGAAGCCCCCUUCCCCCCCCCCCAUCUAUCAUCCCUCCUCUGUUCAUCUGCACUAAACCAACCACUGCCGCCCCCGCUCUCACUCCCUUUACCCAAACCGUUACAAUUAAAAAGGAAAAAAGAAAAAAAAAAAAGAAAAUAGUUACCUGCUGUUUUUCUGGGGCCAUGUUUUAACUAUUUAUCGUGUCUGUAUAUAUCUGUGGGUGACGUUUGUGAGCCUGCUCUUGCUGGACGCUGGCGGUGAGUGUUUCAAAUUUUGGGGAAAUACGCUUUUUUUUUUUUCCCUCUUUAUUUCCACCCCUUCCCCCCCCAGUCUUACCAUGUAUAAAACUCGAGUCUGCCGUUGUUAUUUCCCGUUGCACUGAGUGUUUUGCUUUGUCUCGUGGUUCCACCUGCAGUCCGUGUGGUUGGAGGUGCAGCGCUGCAGACCUGACGGGAAGGAGAGGAGCGCCGAUGCCCACCGGGUCUGUGCCAGCGCCGGCCCCGCUCCCCCGGGGUGGGAACAAUACCUUUCCCAGUGAGGUUUUAUUGUCGUUACCGGAUGGUUGCACAUCUUUUUUUGCUUUUUACUAAAUGGAUUUGCCACAAUGGAAAUGUCAUAACAUUUAUGACAUGAUAUUAAAAAAAGUGUACUUUAAAGCCAAGUUCUAGAUGGAUUUUUAAAAAGAAAUCUUGGUUAUAAACCCAGUCUAAAGGGAGCUCUGUCCAGUGUUGUAAAGACAACGUGAUGUAACCCAUAUUUAUAUUUUUAUAAAAUACCUAUUGAGACUGUGAA
This is a messenger RNA of Numida meleagris (helmeted guineafowl), 2394 nucleotides long. RefSeq names its product NOTCH regulated ankyrin repeat protein (gene NRARP). The coding region runs from base 142 to 486 and encodes 114 amino acids. Gene Ontology annotation, molecular function: enzyme inhibitor activity; phosphatase regulator activity; protein binding. The record is from RefSeq and is a predicted model, not a curated record. NCBI's taxonomy places the organism in Eukaryota, Metazoa, Chordata, Aves, Galliformes, Numididae. The transcript has a single exon. Gene Ontology annotation, cellular component: cytoplasm.